AUGGCUGAACGUGCUUCGUGCCACCGCCCCUUAAAUGGUUCGAGAGUGGGCGUGACUUAUGAAGGCUCAUCUUACCUUGACGGUGAUUGGCUGGCGAUGCGGCAGGCGAGCUGUAAUGUGAACGAGGCGUGGCCCGCAGACGGCCUGAGAGCCAUUUUGUGCUGGUACAUCGGAGGGGUUGGACGCGUGAGUGGACCAUCCGAGAAGCGCACCCUUUUUUUCCCCGAGCCAGCGUCCCGUUACCAUCGGUAAUAACCAAGUGCGGUGAGAAGCUGCUUUGGCUUAUUUAUCCAGUUCUGAUGUCUGAGCGUGGAGGUUGGUUUACAGGUUACCUGCGUGUUUCACUGUGGGGAAUGAAACAAAGGGAUGAUGCGCCGCCAUUUUGUGUUUCCAUUCGUGAGCGGGAAAGGCAAUGCAUAAUGGCCUCUCAUCACCCAGGUGGAGGGCGGCCAGCUGCCAGAUGCACACCGUGUUUAUCGGCGUGAUGUCCGGAUUGUGAGCGAUGGGAGCUGGCCGUGGGCAAUAUUGAUGUAUUAAGCACUAAAAUGUUACCAAUUAAUAUCACAAUUGCUCCAACUUGGCCAAAAAAUGGCUGACUGGGAAAAAUAUCCAGCACGGCUAUGGUCCUGACUUGGCUCGUGGUCUUGCGAUUUUUAUGUUUUUAAUUCGCUUUAAUGCAGUGUUUAGUGAUGGAUACAGUAGGAUUGUACUGUUAGGUUAAAUUAUAAGAUAGCCCUAGGAUUAACUAUAUAUUUUUUUCCUACACAUUAUCUAAUUUAGAUUGUCUAAUACAGGCCAUCCGAGAAUAAUUAUGUGCAUAUCGUAAAAUCUGUAGAAUAACUAUUCCUUUUGUAAAUACAGUUAACCAGCUACAAUUUGCGAUAUUGUGUGUACAUCAUCUAAUCCUUGUGCCGUUUUAGAGCUAAACUCUAUUCCCCCUGAAUGUGUACAUCUCGUGUAUAACAUUGGUAUUUUUUAGUCUUUCCCUUCCGAGUGUUAAAAUAUCCUACUUAAAUUUGAGGCUUCUAUAUAUAAAGGGAGAUUAUAGUUUGACAUUAAAUACAAUAUAAAUACAAACCUCUGUAUAAAACAUGCAUCCUAUUUCAUUUUGGGGUAAGUCUCCUAUCCACAGCCGCUCUACUUUCAGUGAAUGUGAUCUGUUUUGGUAGAGAAGCAUUGGGAACCUUUGUGGCAAUCUCUAAUUGUUGCCUGUUCAUGUGCUUCUCAAUGAGAAGCAUUGAAAAGGCACUAUUGGCACAAGCAGAAUCACUGCUUAAUCGUUUAUUCACCAUUGAGCAGAGAUGUGUUGACCCUGGUCUCAUUGACAAAUUUGCAGAGAUAUGCUCACAUUACAUACAGCUGGUAGCAGUUGGUUAUUGAUAUGGGAGACUUCUGAUAUAUGGGGAGGAAUCAAUGUUCUAAAUUGAGGAAUGGGACUUGGUGCCUGCAAGGAUAGACACAAACUUCACAUAGGAAGCACAGAAUUGGCCUGAAUAAAUGGCUUGUGCAGAGGGUGCACCUAGCUCAAGGCACAAAUCUGCAUGUUAUGCUUAAGUAGCGAUGCUGCAGAUGUAGAUCCCGAUCACCAUGACAUCUAAAAGCUGAAGUGGUGGUUGGAGCAUCCCUCUAAAAACUGUAUGGUGUUGGCCAGCAUUGGUUCGCCUGUGUUACCGUGACAUCUCAUUGGGUUUAAAUAAAAAAUUUAUGCGCAAGUAAUCUAAAUGUUUCAAAUAUACUGUACUCCAUAUAUUGGAGCUCUCAAUUAGUGCCUGUCUGUAAAUCAUGUCUUGGUGGUCUUAUUGCAAGCGCUUUGUUUUAAAUUUUUUAAUACUGUAUCAAUUUAUUGGGUGGCAUUAACAAUAUCUACAAACUUAGUCAUGGCAUCUUCUAACUGUUGGUCUUUUUUUAAUUGUUUAAUAUGUGAAAUGUGAUUAAUAUUUUUCUUUUCUCAGGCAUGCAUCGUGACUCUUGUCCGCUGGACUGUAAAGUCUACGUUGGAAACCUUGGCAACAAUGGCAACAAAACAGAAUUAGAGCGUGCAUUUGGUUAUUACGGACCACUGCGUAGUGUGUGGGUUGCUAGGAACCCCCCAGGUUUUGCUUUUGUGGAGUUUGAAGAUCCCAGAGAUGCAGCUGAUGCUGUAAGAGAGCUAGAUGGAAGGUAAAUUUUUACCUUAUUUCAAAUGUUCAUUCUAUUUUAAAAGGAAUACUUUACCAUUUGCUUAUUUCUAUAAAUGUACAAAAAUAUUCCGUAGUUCUUAAUUUGGGGGGGGAGAGAGAGAGAGUGGGGCUGCCAGUCCCACCCCUCACUUGUCCUUUGCAAAAUAAAUGUAAAAAAUAUACUGCUUUCUGUUUCCUUGCAGGACUUUAUGUGGCUGUCGUGUCAGAGUAGAGUUAUCAAAUGGAGAGAAACGAAGUAGGAAUCGCGGGCCUCCUCCAUCAUGGAAUAGGAGACCUCGGGAUGAUUAUAGAAGGAGAAGUCCACCAGCUAGACGCAGGUAUGAUUUUCAAUGUGGUACUGUGUUUUGGGAUUGUUCCCAUCACUUUAUUUUAUUUAUAAAAUUGUGUGAAAUCUUUUGCCAUCACACCACUAUGACUUCCCUGUGUUUUGGAGGUGGUUUAGUUUUAACAAAUCUAUAUUUGACUUGCAAGUAAGGUUUUAGACUCCUAUUUAAUCUGUCCUACAACACUAAAAAAAAAAAAAAAAAAUAGUAGAUCUCCUAUUAUCUCAUUGGCAUUCAGAUGUUCAGACUACCACCUGAGAAAUAUAACUUUAGAAUUUUUAUUUUCUUCCUAGUUUAAUUGCUCAAGUAAGCUGCAGAGGUGGCAAAGGUACUUGCACCCCAAAUGCACACGUUUUGACACUAAGAAAAGGGGUUGGAUAGUCACUCUAGUGAGAUGUAUGAGUUUAUUCCUUUGCUUUCUAUGAUAACUUUGUUUACAGCAUGAGUGAAUUUAGGUAUAAUUGAAUAUCUUUUUAAAAAGGCACUUUGUUUAAAUGAGCUGUAAGGCUGAAGUUGAUCCUCCAUUUUAAAGCAUUAUGAAGAUAAUGCUUUCAAACUUGCCUGAAUGUCCUUAAUGUCGAGAGAAAAUUGUGGCUGGACAGCAAUGGAAUGGCCGAUAUUACUAGGCUAUUUCUGACUUUUUUUAUUUUUCUCUUUAAAUUCACUCUGCAUAUCUCAAAUCUCUAAGUUAGAGCUUUAUGAGAAUGUUGUAUAAUACAGAGAACAGACUAUUUCUUCAGUAAAACAUGCAGGUUUUUAAGGUUGAGUAGUUUCAUGGUCUUUAUCAGCAGAAUUACUCACAGCUGUUUGCUAAUUACAAAUGCAUACUGCUAGAUCAUAGUGUAUAUGCCUGUAUUAAAACAUCACUAGUUUUUCUUAGACUUUAGACAAUGGGAUGUUGGUAAACUAUGGUAACUUCCCAUUUCUUGUAAAACUAACUUACAUUUGACUAUCAUUUGCUUUGUUGAUGCUAUAUCUAAUGCAACCAACAGUGCUUGUUGUAUCCUUAAAUCUGACCUUCAUGAAAAGCAGAACUACACUGUUUGGAACUGAAGGAAAUGGCCUCUUUUAAUAGAGCACUUAAUGCCUUGCCAUGCAUUUUUAUUUCUUUUAGUAUUAGCUACAGUUACAUAAGUUCCUAACUAAUGCAAUUUGAGUGAUCCAUUUACUAUUUCUGCAGAGUGACUUUGACUCUAUCCAAAGAGGAGAAUCUAGUUAAGUUUCCCAUUGAUCAGUUACACCUAUAGUACUUCAAAGUAAUGACUGUUAACAUUAUUGUUGAUGUAUGACUUUUGUCAUGUUCUAAUUAUGUAGUCAGUAUGCCGGGAGUAGAGUUUGUGUAGUUUUUGGUUUUUCCCUCUCCUUAAUGUUGCUUAUAACUACGCAGGGCUGGAAAUUUGCACUGUUGCAUAACACACUUGUGCCUUAAUCAGUGCUUAAAAUUUAAGUCCUAUGUGGUGAAUUUGUGCUUACUAGUGUCAAAUUAAAUCUUUUUAACCCGGUCUUAAUAUAAGAGGAACUAGCCACUGCCUCUGACUGGUAAACUGUGGUGUGAUGGUUUUUUAGUUUUGAAGUUUUUAUAGCUUACUUUCAAUUAGGUAGUCCUUUUUUAGAUUGAUUCCUGGCCUUUUGGCUACAGGUACUACACAAACAAUGGCUCCCAUGUAUUAGUUUCAAUUUUCUAGUUGAAAUGCAUGAUGUCCAUCAGACCCUUUUUUGGUUAGGGCCAGUUAGAAAUUUGAUAGGCAGUAACUCUGGUCCUACCCACAAUGCAUUGUUUCCCAUUCUUUAGCCCAUCAAGGUACUGUUAGAAAUGGUUGUACUGAUGGCUUGUUUUAUUUUAUUUAAUUUUUUUUUUUCUGUGUGCCUUUGGUCCAUCUAAUAAAAAUGAAACCUGUUACAGAGUCACCAUCAUGUCUCUUCUCACCACCCUCUGGGUCUACAUUAGCCAGUCAACUAGCCCUUUCAGCGUCAUGUGACCAGCGCGCCCCAUUCAGCUUGGCUGGUGUCGUAUCACAUGACCCAGGCAUGGCCAGUCAUCAGGUUGCACCGCCUUUUGGUUUCCGAGCAUGCUGUCCACUCAGCCUUCCUCCUCUCCAACCUUAACCAAAACUCGGCAGCAGCCCUCCUUCAGCGCCCACACAUUCCCGGCCUAUCUGCACGGCUGUUAACUUUGACAAAAUGUCUUCACAACAACUGCAGCACCAGCCUUCGGCUAACCAAAAAAAGCAGGAAAAAUCCACAACACCCCCUUCGCAAACCAUCUAAAUUCAACGCAACACCUGGCAAAACCUUUUCAACAAAUUCUACUUGGCCACCUGUCCGGCAUCCUCACCAUUUCUAGCUUGUUGAAAUCCCAAAAACUAGUAAGUUUUUUCCUGCUUAUACAGAGUUUACUGCUGGUUUAAAGUGAGACUAAAGCAGCUUUAUAAGUCAUACUUUAUUUUUCUCUAUUCUAAUCAAAGGCUGGCUGUGCAUAAUCAAAAAAAGGUAACUGACAUUGCUUGAACUAUAAAGACUUUUAAGGGUGAUAGAGAAAUCUUUUUGUUUGAGCCUUGGCCAUACAUACAAGCUGUAGAAAAGUUGCUUUCUUUGUUGCCUACUACUUUUUCAUGUGAAAUAUCUAUCAUCUUUAAAUGUGUUCUUUCCCAUACUAACCAAAAUGUCUUCUGGGUAAAGGAUAUUUUUCCUCCUAAUUGAAAGAAUGACGGGUGGGAUGUUGACUUGUACCUCACUGUAUACAUCUAUAAUGGCCAUUAGGCUUGCAUGACAUAAAGAUUUCUUAAAGCCAGUCUUUCACAAGUGGUGUUAAGGGUAAUGGAGGCAAAUCACAGUUCUCAGGUGCCAAGUAGGGAGUCUAGCCAAAGUGAAUUCCUGCUGGGGUUCAAUUUUCAUCUUAAGUCUUUAUUCCCCCCUGUACAUCUAGGUGCUAGUGUUGUACCAGUCUGUAUUUUACAUAGGUACAAACUCCAUGGUCCCAUAGUGAUCAAAUGGUGGGAUUCUUUGGUAGCAAGGCUGAAAUGCCUGUUUUGUUUUUGUUUUGUUUGUUUGUUAUAGAUCUCCACGGAGAAGGAGCUUUUCUCGUAGCCGCAGCAGGUAAGGUUGUCUGGUGGUAUUACAUCUGAGUGAAAUUGUCUGUUUUAGCACAGAGGUAGUCCAAUGUGAUCCUCCAGCUGUUUUGUUGCAGCCACUUUAACCAGUCUGCUGUACAGGCAGCAAGUGGGUGAGGGUUUGCAAGAUGCAGUAGAGUUACAGCUGUAGCCCUUUAACUGCCCAAGUUCUAUCAUAGUAUAUAAGCAUGUGUAAAAGUUAGGCAUUCAUUUUGAAGAAUGGUGUCUUUUGGAGUGAAUUUUGUGUGAAAGUAGCAGGAAGCUAGCUAAUUUAGUCAUAAAUCUUAUGACUGUCCUUAAGCAUUUGGUAGGAGUGAGAUCAUACAAUUUGCAUUCAUCAUUUUGUAACAGCGAGUUGUGACUACAGAAACUGUGUGUAGUAUUGAUGCGACUUUUUGUAAAGAGGCUUGCAUAAACACUUAUGGAUUUUCAUAGUUCCAGUAACAUUUGACCACUUGGCAAGCUUUAGUUUCAUAUUCUUACAUUGGCUUACUUUACAAUCUGCAAACAUGUCUCUCUCAACCUUUUCCACCUCUGCAACUAUUAUAGGUUUGACUUGCAUGGAAAGAAAUAUUGCAGCAGAUUUGGUUGUUGUAACUUCCCCUCCAUUAUAAAGGAUGUCUUUUCUGUUGGUUUUCAGUCUCUUAAAGACUGGCAUCAGUUGAUAUAAAAUCUUGUGCUGGCUGAUAUUUGCAAUACCCUGUAUAUCAAGUGGUUGGUUUCAUUUUUAGUGUUAUGGGAACAAAGACACGUCUUGCUAACUGUAUGUAAGGACUGCUGAGUGAUUGUGUACAGUUAUUUUUAAAUUCAGUUUAAAUUAAAUGUUUAAUGUGUAAACUUGAAUUUAUGAUCUUCAUCCUUUUCAGGUCACUCUCCAGGGAACGAAGGAGGGAACGAUCAAUCUCCAGGGAGAGGAAUCACAAGCCAUCUCGGUCCUUUUCUAGAUCAAGAAGGUAUUUUUUGCAUUUGUGUUCUAUGUCUUUGCAUGUGUUAAAGUAAAGUAAAAAUACAAACCUUUUAAAUAAAAUAUCUAAUAAUGCUGUCCCUAGAUAAAACUAAUUGUCUCUAAUAGUAACCCUGUUGCAUCAGAAAUCUAGAUGCUACCUUAUGUCAGUGCUCAUAUCCAUAUCUGGUCAAGGAUACACAAAUUGCAUUGUGGGUGAUCCAUGCAAGGAGUUGGUGGUAAAUGCUAGUGCAUAACUUACAAAUAUUGUUAAUGUUGUAUUUAGUUAUACUGGCAACAUUGAAAACGGCUUAUACAUACGAAGGAUUUGGUUUUCUAGUCUCACUUUGAGGUUUAUUAAUAUAUUUGCCUGGUUACAUUCCACAAAAUGCACUCUUGACAGGGUUAUUUACUAAAGCUUGAACUGUUAAAAUAACAUCUCUAAUUUGUAUGCCAAAUGGGGAGGGGUUCAUCCAGUUCUAUUUAUUCAAUUGAAACUUUUUUUUUCUCAUCCAGUCGCUCUAGGUCAAAUGAAAGGAAAUAA
Messenger RNA from Pelobates cultripes (western spadefoot toad), 7100 nucleotides. The record is from the annotation of a GenBank genome assembly. NCBI's taxonomy places the organism in Eukaryota, Metazoa, Chordata, Amphibia, Anura, Pelobatidae.